AUGAGCUAUCAGACUGAAAAGGGCGAAAAUAAGACUGACUUGGGUGAAAAUAUGGGUUCUGGGAACCAAGAUUAUGGCAUUCCUCUCGAUACAAUUCCUGCAAUUGUGAUCAUGGUAUUGAUCCUGGUUAUAAACAGCGGUGUCAUCCUCCUUAUCAGCUACUACUCCUCGCUAAGAACCUCAAGUAAUAUCAUCCUGGCCAGUUUAGCCGUGUCAGACUUCCUGGUAGGUUUGGUUGGUAUUCCACUGCUCGUGGCAUGCAGUUCCACACUAAUAUCUUCCAUCUGCGUAAGUUCCUACACCUUUUUCACAUUUAUGGCCCUGUCUACCGUGCUUCACAUCACCGUAAUGACUUGUGAUCGUUACAUAUACAUCAUGUGGGCACUACGUUACUGCGAAAUUGUUCGUCGUGGUAGAGUCCUGACUGUGCUCGGGUUGACCUGGUUUCUUAGUCUUAGCUCUUUGAUUCGUCUUUGGUGGACGUGGAAUAUCAAUGUGCAGACAGCUGAAGAAGACUUGGCCCCUAUGCGUCAGAAAGAAACCAUUCUAUUCCUGUUCAAUAUUGUUAUGUUCUUCCUCGUUCCUCUGAUUGUGAUGAUAGUUCUUGACGUCCACAUGCUGUUAUUGCUGCGGAGACAAUGCCAGAGAAUCGCGCGGGAAAAUUUACCGACGGAAUUCGUAAAACGCGAGAAGAAACUCCAACGAAGACGCCGAAGGGCUGUAUUGACUUGCGUAUUACUACUGACACUUUACGUUAUUUUCUGGCUACCAUAUUUCAUUUUAGAAAUCUUGCAACAGAAUCAUCAGGGUCAGUUGCCGAAGCAAGUGGUUAUCAUUAUUUAUUACUUAAGGAUUUGUACAUCCGUGUUCAAUCCGUUGACAUACACUUUGAGGAAAUACGACUUGAAAAAGAAGGCUAAAUACAUCAUCAGGAAAUUUUUCUGUUGCAGGAAUGAAAAUGAUUCACCAGAAAAGUUCGUUUAA
Molecule: messenger RNA, 984 nt
Organism: Pocillopora verrucosa
Lineage: Eukaryota; Metazoa; Cnidaria; Anthozoa; Scleractinia; Pocilloporidae
Product: adenosine receptor A3-like
Biological process (GO): G protein-coupled receptor signaling pathway
Cellular component (GO): membrane
Molecular function (GO): G protein-coupled receptor activity
Source: RefSeq, a predicted model, not a curated record